AUGGAUUUUCUCCCUCUCAGCUCAAACCACUCCCAGGGAGAACGAAGUGAACAACUAAGAACAGUUGAAAGAACAAGUGAAGGAGAUAAAGUGCCUCAUGGCAACCCUGGUCAAGACACAGAAACCCCUAUGCAAGAACAAUCCAGUAAGCUAUCAGAACAAGGCAAGGGAUUCCAAGAUAACUAUCCUCCUGUCUACAACAGCUUCACUGAUUAUGUCAACUCGCAGAUGUCGACAAUAGGUAGGGCGAGGUCAUGGCAAGACCAAAAAUCCCUAUUUGGGAUGAGAAUCAAUCCUAAGAAGCUCCCUGGAGAAAGGAAAGUCAAUCUAGAACAAACAUCUUUUUUCGGUGAUCUUAAGGAAUUCAUCAAUGAUAUGCAGCUAGGGCUAGGAGGAGAUGGGAACAACGAAAGUUCAACCUAUUGCCCAUUUCAUGGCUACAAUUGUUAUUGCAUCUUGCGCCCUCAAUCCCGAAUUGGAUUCCAAGGAAACGUGACCCAAAUGUCAGAUGCAAACAUGGGGGCCCCNUGGCUACAAUUGUUAUUGCAUCUUCCGCCCUCAAUCCCGAAUUGGAUUCCAAGGAAACGUGACCCAAAUGUCAGAUGCGAACAUGGGGGCCUCAGACACCCGACCAAACGUUGCGUUCACCUGGAAAGCAAGAGACAAAUCAAGAUGAGAGAGAAGUACAGGCUAUCAUGA
Messenger RNA from Ilex paraguariensis (yerba mate), 699 nucleotides. NCBI's taxonomy places the organism in Eukaryota, Viridiplantae, Streptophyta, Magnoliopsida, Aquifoliales, Aquifoliaceae. The record is from the annotation of a GenBank genome assembly.